Molecule: messenger RNA, 489 nt
Organism: Suillus subaureus
Lineage: Eukaryota; Fungi; Basidiomycota; Agaricomycetes; Boletales; Suillaceae
Exons: 1
Coding region: 1-489 (162 amino acids)
Source: RefSeq, a predicted model, not a curated record
AUGCAAGAAGAUAUUGGAUGGCCAUGGCUCUAUGAAGUUGGACUUGGAAAUGAAACAACUCAUAUCUCCAAUGUAGAAUGUCAUGCUGUUGGGUCCAUUGUGUGGAACACAAUGUUCAAAGUCAAGGAACAUCUGGAUGUACACUGUUGGACUGUUGCCUGUGAAGCCCCACCCAUGGUACAUGCAGGAACUUGCAUGAACCAAAAGAGAUGUGAGGAGGACUGGAAGCAGCUGUGGUGGAAUGGAAUGGGUUGGUUUUUACUGGAUGGACAAAACCCACAACCUUACAAGGACACUGUGGAACAGUUCGAGAAACUUGACAUUGGAGAGAUAAACUUGGACUGCUGGAAAGCUGUGUUAUUCAUUGUGAAAGGCCAAAGUGCUUUUGAACAUGAGCAAAAACUCAUCACUCACAUAGCUAAUGAUCUGGCAAGAUUGCUGAUUGUUGAGCCCAACUUCGAAGAUUUCAGCCAUGCAGUUCAAUACUAG